AGCAUCAUUUAUACUCAAGAAAAAUAUGAUCUGCAUGAUGUAACAGGCAUGCGAUAAAAAAAAUAUGGAAAACUACGUGAGAAUCUCCUCGACUUCGGCGAAAGGUGCUCUUGAAACGUUACAAUGAUGCGGUUUUCAGGCAGCUGAAGUACACUCGAGGUCGGGCUGAAGUACAUUAUAUGCAAGCGCAUAUGAGCCAAGGUUGAAAAGCCAUUGUGGUGGAAGAUCUACCAAUCAACCUUGUUACAGCAGAAUAGAUUUUAUUUUCUUUGCAAAAAUCGUUGAAGGUUGCACAACCGGCCAUUUCAAGUCCGGCCAUGAUCCGGCUGAUGUCAGAUGUUCUCUCGAUAUAUUAUCGGUAGUUUAUGUGCAAGUUUUCACAUUGCUAUUCAUUGCAUUUCUUGAAAUAAAUUCUUCUCCUUUUGAGUCUGCUAGCUUGAUAAUGGCAGGACUAUCGCCAUCCCAGGUUGAGGAGUUACUGCAGGGGCCAGCUUUGAAUCCUCCGCUGGGUGUUAUUCCAAAUUUUGACAAUUCUUAUACUCUUCUACCAGUAGCCAAUGCUGUGAAGAUUGUUACUACUAUCUUAGCCACUUUGGCUAUUUUCAUACGGAUUUAUACGAAAUGGCGGAUUAUUCGAGAGAUGCACUUGGAAGAUUGUAGGUAUCAAGAUGUGUGUUGUGUUGAGCUUCGCGUUGACUUUUCUCAGAUAUUGCGGUUGCAGCUUGGGUACUUUAGAUCUUCCUACGUACACUUUCAAAUACUGACGGAUGGAUUCAUAGGGUGGUUAUAUUGUUUUUAUUGUGACGACUGGUUUCGAUCCCAAGGUUUUCGGACGACAUCAAUGGAAUAUCAGAUUAGUAGAUUUCCAAAUCUUUCUCUACGUAUGUAAACUAUCUAUGUCUAGUUUCUGCCGAUUGGUGAAGCUCAUACAGUUCAGGGCACCUAUAUAUCAUCCAUAUCAUUCGGUCUAGCGAUAUUAUCAAUCAAGAUUUCAAUAUUGCUACAAUACAUCAGGAUCUUCACAGCAGGAACACGAGAUUUAAUGUUCUGGAGCUGUCAUGCGCUCAUGUGGAUGACGGUCGUCUUCUACGUUAUCCUGUUAUUCAUGACGAUAUUUCUCUGCACUCCCGUACCGAAAUUCUGGAACGUGUUGGAAACCGGUCACUGUCUCAAUAUGAAUUACGUAUUCCUAGCAACUGGAACCGCCAACACCAUCUCCGAUUUCCUUAUUAUUUUGCUUCCGCAGCCGAUCAUUUGGAGGCUACAGAUGAGUUUCAAGGAACAUGUUGGCGUUUCUGCUAUUUUCUCUACGGGACUCUUGUGAGUAAAUAUUAUAAAUUCGCAUUGCUAGAUAUUAAUACAAUUUUAGAGCCUGCAUAGCAUCGAUGGUGCGUCUAAUCAUUUCAUCAAAACUAUUAAAAAAUAACGACGUCACCUGGUUAACGAGUAUCAUGUGUAUACCCUCAUAUGUCGAACUAGGAGCGGGUAUCAUAACGAGUUGUCUCCCAACAUUACCAAGGUUCUUCAAAACCAUGGCUCAGAUCCCCUGGGUUUCAAAAAUGUGUAUAUCUAUUCCGUCUUGCUUCAAGCCUUCUAAAUCGUCUACCGAGUCGAAAAAAUCUUCAGAGAGAAAUAUUACAGCUUCGUGGGUACGAAAUCAUAGGAGGUCAUCGAGGUUGAGGGUAGAGAGACGAGUUUUAUCGGAAAGUUAUGAUGGUUUGGAUGAGUGGGAGGGGAAUGAUGCGGUAUUUUCGAUUACGAGAUUGGGAAAUGUUACAAUUUCUACGGGAAUAAGAAAUGAGGGAAAUAAUUUAGAGGUGAAGAAUCUUGAUGAUGAAGAACGAGGGGUUUUGAAAUCAGUACAGGUUUCAGUCGUUCGUCAGGGCUCGGAGCACAGUGAAGGGAGUAAUCUGUAGAUGGAUGCAUUAAUUAAAUGCUCUUAUGGAAUGUCGAAAGAAAGAACGAUAAAAGACGUAUGUAUUCAUUGCAACAUGAUUCACGGACUUAGACUGGGGACUUGGGACUUGGUAGAUUAU
Messenger RNA from Sclerotinia trifoliorum, 2036 nucleotides. Lineage: Eukaryota; Fungi; Ascomycota; Leotiomycetes; Helotiales; Sclerotiniaceae. The record is from the annotation of a GenBank genome assembly.